AUGGCAAGUAAUAUUCAUCUUCGUCAUCGCCUUGUGAAGACAAUCCGGCGUUUUCUUGAAGAUCGGGCAGACUUUAUAGAAGUUGAGACGCCAAUCCUGACUCGAUCUACACCAGAGGGUGCAAGGGAUUAUUUGGUGCCAGCCAGGAACAAGCCAGGGGAAUGGUAUGCACUGCCCCAGAGUCCGCAGCUGUUUAAGCAGAUGUUAAUGGUUGCUGGGUUCAGUCGAUACUACCAAAUUGCUAGGUGUUUCCGAGAUGAAGACUUGCGUGCAGACCGACAGCCCAAAUUCACGCAGCUUGACAUGGAGAUGGCGUUCAUUGACAGUGAAGGGAUAAUGAACUUGGUGGAGGACCUCAUAUGCACAGUUUUCUCAAAAGUUGUGGGCAUCAACCUGCAAAAGCCUUUCCCAAGAAUCACAUAUUCCGAUGCCCUUAGCAGAUAUGGUACAGACAGGCCUGACACCAGAUAUGAGCUGCCGAUGGCAGAUGUUUCAAAGGUCGUUGCAGGUUCGUCUUUUCGCGUGUUUUCGGAUUGUGUUGCUGCAGGCGGUGUUGUUAAGGCUCUGAGAGUCCGACAAGGCAUCAGGAUAUCCAACUCCCGGGUGAAAGCAAAGGGCGACGUGUUUGCUCAGGCUGUCAAUUGUGGGGCCAAAGGGCUGGUGUACAUUCGGGUUGAGGAAGGGAAGAAAAUCGUAGCAGCCAAGAACGUAGUGGAAGGCCUGUCCCAAGAACAGAAAGAAGAACUGCUCAAUGUCUGCGAUGCAGAGCCAAAGGACCUCUUGCUGCUGGUGGCCGCAGAAUCGAUGCACCAUGCUAACCGGGUGCUCAGUGACUUGCGCUUCUUCCUUGCCAAAGAUUUGGGAGAGUUCAGAGAGACAGAUGAUGCUUUGGUUUGGGUGACAGAGUUUCCGAUGUUUGAGUGGAAUGACAAUGAUGAGCGUUGGGAUUGCCUGCACCACCCCUUCACCGCCCCCAGUCCGGCAACCAUUCCUGAAAAUGGUGACCUCACAGGAGCAACGGCGUUGGCCUAUGACCUAGUUUACAAUGGCGUCGAGAUAGGGGGCGGCAGCAUGCGCAUCUACAAGCGUGAACUUCAAAUGCAGGUCUUCAAAACAAUUGGGUUGUCCGAUGACAAGGCCAAGGAGAAGUUCGGGUUUCUUUUGGACUGUUUUGAUAUGGGUGCACCCCCACAUGGUGCUAUCGCUUUUGGUGUGGAUAGACUAGCCAUGCUGUUGGCUGGGGCCAGUUCCAUAAGACACGUCAUUGCCUUCCCUAAAACUACUCAGGCUGAGUGCCUAUUGACUGGAGCCCCAGCGCCGGUAAAAUUGGGACAGCUUGAUGACCUUGGGGUGCGCAUGCAAACCAAGGAUGCUGGCAGCGAGUCGUAG
This is a messenger RNA of Ostreobium quekettii, 1389 nucleotides long. NCBI's taxonomy places the organism in Eukaryota, Viridiplantae, Chlorophyta, Ulvophyceae, Bryopsidales, Ostreobiaceae. The record is from the annotation of a GenBank genome assembly.